GUCAGAGAGGAAGAUCACGUGGCCUCCUGGAGGCUCCGUCUGGAAAAUCUUAUGGAAUAACACAGCUUCGUUUAUUACAUUAAUAGUAAUAAUACCUAUUUUUAUUUACAGCGGACGCCUUGUUUGACCUUUAUGCGUAUCAAGGCUUCUCGGAGGAAGGCUGGCUCUCCUGUCUGCUCCAUAUAAACUCAUCCCGACACUAUGGAGCAGAACUGUUGGAUGUUUACGGACUGUGUCUCCCACCAGGAAGCUGCUAGACAUUUAUUUUACUCUUUCAGCAGCUAACGUUUACUUUUAACCUCUGGCUUUACUUACUACACUUACAAGGAGCGCUUUCACCAGUUACCCCGACACAACGAAACGUUAGAUACAGAAUUUGGUUAACAAACAGCCGUUAAAGACGUUAGGGAGCUGCCUGCCGGUUAUCUUGGUCUGUUAUCCAACUGUAGUUCGUGAGGUUCAACGCUGGUUCAACUUAAAGUCGAAGAAAUGGCUGGAAACAAGGUUUGAGUGUUUUUAUUUUGAGUUUUACAAAGUUUUCCACUACAAUGAAGUCUUCCCUGGCUCCCGGCAUAAGGCUUAUUACGACCUUUUCUCGAGAUGCUUGGUACCGAAGCUUCAUUCUCUUCCUCACCUUCCUCUUCUACACAGCCUACCAUCUGUCACGGAAACCUAUCAGCAUUGUUAAGAGUCAGCUACACAGAAACUGCUCCAACGUCAUUCACCCAGCAGACCUCAAUAUAACUAACAAUGAAACCUGGUGUGACUGGCAGCCCUUUGACCAGGACAACUAUCAGACCCUGUUUGGGGUCCUGGAUAAUUCGUUCCUGGUCGCCUACGCCAUCGGCAUGUUUAUCAGUGGGAUCUUUGGUGAACGCCUGCCUCUGCGGUACUACCUGAGUGCUGGUAUGCUGUUGAGUGGAUUGUUUACUUGUCUGUUUGGCCUCGGCUUCUACUUGAACAUCCAUUCAUUAGGAUACUACGCCUUCAUCCAGGUUAUGAACGGGCUCAUGCAGACGACCGGCUGGCCAGCAGUGGUGGCUUGUGUCGGCAACUGGUUUGGAAAGGGGAAGCGUGGGUUCAUCAUGGGUGUGUGGAACUCCCACACCUCAGUGGGAAACAUCUUGGGUUCUCUCAUCGCCGGAGCCUUCGUCUCCUCGGCGUGGGGAAUGUCCUUCAUCGUCCCUGGACUCAUCAUCGCCUCCACAGGGAUCCUGUGCUUCUUCUUCCUGGUUGAGAAACCUGAAGACGUAAACUGCACCCCUCCUCAGCACCAUUCUGAACAGGAAAACGGUGAGACGGAACCUCUCCUUAACACUGCCUCACAUGUCGACAGAACAAGUAAUGGUAACGGAGCCAUCACCACUGAGAUUCCCCAGAUUGUGGAGGACCACAGUGAGGCCAUCAGCUUCUGUGGAGCUCUCAGUAUACCUGGAGUGGUGGAGUUCUCUCUCUGUCUGCUUUUUGCUAAAUUGGUCAGCUACACCUUCUUGUACUGGCUUCCUCUCUACAUCUCAAAUGUUGCACAUUUUGAGGCAAAAGAAGCAGGAGACAUGUCAACACUGUUUGAUGCUGGAGGUAUUGUGGGAGGCAUAAUGGCGGGUCUUGUGUCUGACUAUGCUGGUGGGAGAGCAACAACCUGCUGUGUCAUGUUGCUUGUUGCUGCCCCCAUGCUUUUCCUCUAUAAUCACAUUGGACAAAGGAGCAUCGGUACUACAAUUGGUAUGCUGCUGUUGUGUGGAGGCCUUGUGAAUGGACCAUACGCCCUUAUCACUACUGCUGUAUCUGCUGACCUGGGAACACAUGAGAGUCUGAGAGGAAACUCCAGGGCACUGGCAACAGUGACGGCAAUUAUCGACGGGACCGGUUCAAUCGGUGCUGCUUUAGGUCCUCUAUUAGCUGGUGUGAUCUCUCCCACUGGCUGGAACAACGUCUUCUACAUGCUCAUCUCUGCUGACCUCUUGGCCUGCCUGUUUUUGUCCAGGCUUGUUUACAAAGAAGCUCAGGGUUGGUGUGGACGGGCUCCCCGAGCAAGAGGGUGAGUCUCAUCAAUGACAGGGGCCUCCCUUCAUGGGUUCAAAGAAAUCUGAAACUCCCACACAAUCAAACAGGAAACCAAUGCAUUUAUGAGGGGAACAACGCCCAAAUAACCUCACUGUACAGUUAAUAAUGUCUUUUUAUUCAAUCUGGACGGAAACAAAGCCAUCAGUGGAAGAUUUAAGGCACUAAGCUGGUGAUUGAAGCCUUCUUCUUAUUGUAAAACAGAGAAUUAUGCCUUUAUAGAAACAAAGCUUUUUUAUGAUUAUGAAUACUCAUUCUAACUUGUUUGUUUUAUUAUUCUUUUAACAUUAAAGUGUACAUACUGUAAAUUUCUUUAA
This is a messenger RNA of Cheilinus undulatus (humphead wrasse), 2378 nucleotides long. RefSeq names its product solute carrier family 37 member 2 (gene slc37a2). The record is from RefSeq and is a predicted model, not a curated record. Lineage: Eukaryota; Metazoa; Chordata; Actinopteri; Labriformes; Labridae. The transcript has 18 exons. Gene Ontology annotation, cellular component: endoplasmic reticulum membrane. The coding region runs from base 549 to 2042 and encodes 497 amino acids. Gene Ontology annotation, biological process: phosphate ion transmembrane transport; glucose-6-phosphate transport. Gene Ontology annotation, molecular function: glucose 6-phosphate:phosphate antiporter activity.